CACACGCACAACACACACUGAUUCUUAAAAUGGACGUUUCGAGUCUCCCAAUUUCUCCAUCGCACCGGGGAAAGUUGAUAUCGGCCGGCUACUCUUCUCUAUCCUCUCUCUCCUCCCUAUCUCCUUCCCGUUUAGCCCUAGAUUUGAAGAUUUCGGAAAAUGAGGCGGUGGAGAUUUUGAAAGUAGCAUCUGGAAGGAGUGGGCAAGACAAAAUUGAGAGCGGAAGUCGUGCUAUUGUGAAUGGAGCACAGACGGCAUGGGAUAUGCUGCAUGAGGAGGAAUCUUCCAAAUGCAUCACCACAUCUUGCUCAAAUUUGGAUGAAAUCUUAGGUGGAGGAAUACAUUGUAAAGAAGUUACCGAGAUUGGUGGAGUGCCGGGCAUUGGUAAAACCCAACUUGGUAUUCAGCUUGCAGUGAAUGUCCAAAUCCCAGCUGAGUAUGGUGGCCUUGCAGGGAAAGCAGUUUAUAUUGAUACAGAAGGCAGUUUUAUGGUGGAACGUGUUCUACAAAUUGCAGAGGCAUGUGCUCAAGACAUGCUAGAAUAUAACACCUUGCUGCGAAGGGAUUUAGUAGAUAAACAGCCAAAGUCUUUUCUUGAUAAUAUAUUCUACUUCCGUGUAUGCACUUACACAGAGCAAAUCGCUGUGAUAAAUUACUUGGAGAAGUUUCUCUCUGAGCAUAAAGAUGUUAAGGUUGUCAUUGUUGACAGCAUCACUUUCCACUUCCGUCAAGAUUUUGAGGAUAUGGCACUCAGGACUCGAUUACUCAGUGGAAUGGCACUAAAAGUGAUGAAACUUGCAAAGAAGUUCAAUUUAGCUGUUGUUCUAUUAAAUCAAGUAACCACUAAGUUCGUGGAAGGCUCAUUUCAGCUAACUCUCGCUCUUGGCGACAGCUGGGCACAUGCUACUACAAACCGGAUUAUACUGUACUGGAAUGGCAAUGAGAGACGCGCAUUUAUUGAUAAAUCACCUUCUUUACCGUCAGCUUCAUCUCCUUACACUGUAACAGGACGAGGUAUCCGAAACUCAACUUCAAACUGUAAAAGAGUGAAACUGAUGUAGCUUUUGGUCAGAGAAUAAACUGUAGAGGUUCUGUUUUCUUGGAUGCGGUUAUCAAUAAACAGCCUGCUAAGCUAAGCAUCAUUGAACUUCCA
This is a messenger RNA of Salvia splendens (bonfire salvia), 1153 nucleotides long. RefSeq names its product DNA repair protein RAD51 homolog 3. Bases 30 to 1061 code for a protein of 343 amino acids. Gene Ontology annotation, cellular component: replication fork; Rad51B-Rad51C-Rad51D-XRCC2 complex; Rad51C-XRCC3 complex. NCBI's taxonomy places the organism in Eukaryota, Viridiplantae, Streptophyta, Magnoliopsida, Lamiales, Lamiaceae. The record is from RefSeq and is a predicted model, not a curated record. The transcript is spliced from 9 exons. Gene Ontology annotation, molecular function: ATP-dependent DNA damage sensor activity; crossover junction DNA endonuclease activity; ATP binding. Gene Ontology annotation, biological process: DNA repair; meiotic DNA recombinase assembly; reciprocal meiotic recombination.